AUGUCGUUAAAUUUCGAAUCAAUUGUAUCUGAUAUCAUUUCCGAUAGUCCUGCUGGAGAAAUUAAGGAGAUUUAUAAUGAUUUGAUCACAAUUGCAGGUGAAAAUGCUAAACAAACAAUUUUAGAAGCUAUUGAACAGUACAACAUCAAAAACGCCCUCCCAAUUGAUGUUAAUGGUAAAUCUGUUAUUAUCUCUGAGUAUAAUAGACAAGGUACGAAAUAUUUCGAUCCAAAGACCUCGACUUCCUUUUCUGUAGAUCAUUUAAAUCGUACAGGUUUAGAUAUUGAGUCAAAUGAUGUCAAAUUAACAACCUCACAAGAACUUAUAUAUGACUCACUGGAAAAUUAUAUUAAAUCCAAUUUCCCAGGUGAAGUAGCGUUCGGAUUAUAUCCAAUUCCAGAAGAAGAGAAUAAGAUCGCAAUUAUCAUUUUUGGUAACAAGUACAAUCAAGGAAGUUUCUGGACAGGUGAUUGGAAAUCCAAAUACGUAUAUGACAUUGAGGAGAAGAAAUUAACAGGUUCUAUUGCUGUUCAAGUUCAUUACUUUGAAGACGGAAAUGUCAACUUUGAGGCAUGUGAGAAAGUCGAUCUCAAUGAUGUCAAUGACGUGGUUGAAUCACUUUCACAAGUUGAAUCUAAAUUUGAAAAAGAUUUAGAUUCUUCAUUCACCGAUUUAAAUGAGAAGCAAUUCAAGGUUUUGAGAAGAAAACUUCCAAUUACUAGGUCAAAAGUCAGUUGGGGCAAAGCUAUUGGUAACUAUAGGUUGGGUAAAGAUGCCGCUCAAGGUAAAUAG
This is a messenger RNA of Kazachstania africana CBS 2517, 792 nucleotides long. It is a transcript of the gene CAP1, whose product is annotated as Cap1p. The transcript has a single exon. Bases 1 to 792 code for a protein of 263 amino acids. Gene Ontology annotation, cellular component: F-actin capping protein complex; actin cortical patch. Gene Ontology annotation, molecular function: actin filament binding. Gene Ontology annotation, biological process: barbed-end actin filament capping; actin cytoskeleton organization. Lineage: Eukaryota; Fungi; Ascomycota; Saccharomycetes; Saccharomycetales; Saccharomycetaceae. The record is from RefSeq and is a predicted model, not a curated record.